GAAGCAGGUGGUGCUAAGUAACCUGGCCCACAAAGCGCAGCUGAUCCAGGAGAUCUUCAGCCAGGUGCCCGGGAUCCGCUGUAACCCCGUGCAGGGCGCCAUGUACUCCUUCCCCAGGAUCCAGAUCCCAGCCAGGGCUGAGCAGGAGGCCCAGGCCCUCGGUCUGGAGCCUGAUUUCUUCUUCUGUCAGAAGCUGCUGGAGGCGACGGGGAUCGUACUGACCCCAGGGAGCACCUUCGGGCAGCGCCGGGGCACCCACCACGUCAGGUACCACAGGACAAGGAGUUCCAUUUCAGUGACAGGAGACGGGGUUGGGGCAGGUGACAGAGGACGGAUGGGGCCCUGGGCCGCAGGCUCCUGCAGAGCUGAGCCCUCCUGGUUCAGUGGCCCAGUGCCAAGGGUCUCAGCCCUUCUCUUCAGAGGGUCACUUGGGGAAAACCCCCCAGCCCAGGCAGGAGCGAGGGAUCAGCCCAGCAUCUUCUUCCCAGUGACCUUCCCUUCCCCUCCCAGGGUGACGCUGCUGCCCCGAGUGGAGACACUGAGGAUUGUUUUACAAACCAUCGCAGACUUCCACUCCCAGUUCCAGCAGCGAUAUUCCUGAAGAGUGGGUGGGCGAUGUAGGAUGUCUUUGCCCAAUGAAUAAAUGGAGUUAAUCACAUUACAAGAUCAAGCAGCAGAAGCCUCUGCAGAUAUGGGGUGGAGAUGAAAGAUAAUCUAGGCAUGGCACAACUCCUAAACAAAUACUGUGCCUGAGUUUUUAAUAAUGGUAAUGAAGAGCUCACAGGUAGGGGCCGGGUGGCUAAAGGGACUAAGGAUACGGAAGUCAAAAUUACCACAUCCGAGGUGGAAUUAAAACUCAAACAGUUUAAUGGGACUAAAUUGGGAGCCUGGAUAAUCUCCA
Messenger RNA from Terrapene triunguis (Three-toed box turtle), 901 nucleotides. RefSeq lists its product as uncharacterized. NCBI's taxonomy places the organism in Eukaryota, Metazoa, Chordata, Testudines, Emydidae. Gene Ontology annotation, molecular function: L-alanine:2-oxoglutarate transaminase activity. The record is from RefSeq and is a predicted model, not a curated record. The coding region runs from base 101 to 601 and encodes 166 amino acids. The transcript has 4 exons.